Molecule: messenger RNA, 9848 nt
Organism: Ruditapes philippinarum (Manila clam)
Lineage: Eukaryota; Metazoa; Mollusca; Bivalvia; Venerida; Veneridae
Product: filaggrin-like
Exons: 11
Coding region: 63-4640 (1525 amino acids)
Biological process (GO): transcription elongation by RNA polymerase II
Cellular component (GO): elongin complex; nucleus
Source: RefSeq, a predicted model, not a curated record
CCUUUAAUUUUGACAUAAAUCAGCUGAUUUUGUGGUUAUGUCCCUUUGUUGGAAACGUCAUCAUGGCGGGCGUCGAGGCGAAAGUUCUCAAAUGCAAAGAUUAUUUACUUGCAGACUUGGAUGAUUCUAAGUUGCUGUAUGUAUUAAAGAAACUUUCGCAGCUCGACAUUACGAUUGACAUUUUACAGGACACUGGUAUUGGUAAAAUAGUGAACACUCUAAGGAAGAGAGAUGGAAAAAUUGCUGAAAGAGCAAGAGAGAUCAUUCAUAAAUGGAAAGAAAUGGUUAAAGAAGCUAGUAGACAACAGGAAGAGGAAGAAGACAGACAAAGUGACAAUGUUGAAUCUCAAAGUGAGGCUGAACAGUCAGCCAAUGAAAAUGAACAACAUGAAAGCGAGGCUGAGCAUUCAGCCAAUGAAAGCUAUGCUAACAGAAGGGGUGAUCAUCAUAGAGGAUACGGAAGUGAGAUGGAACAUUCUGACAAGGAGCAUGUAUAUAGUGGUAAUGAAGAUGACAGAGUGAAUCUGGAAAGAUAUAAAAAUCAACGAAGAGAUUCUGAACAUUCUAAUUACAGUAAUGAAAGUGAAAGAUCUGCAAAUGUAAACAAGAAAGACUAUGAUUCGUCAGACUCAGAAGGCCAUUAUGUACCAAAUCACAUUCCACAUGAUAGAUAUCAGGGCCUUUCAAGUGAAGAGACAAAACAGCAGCAAAAUGUAAGGCGGUUAUCUGAAUCUUCUAAUGAAUCUGAAGAACAUCACUUGGAAAAAAAUAAUUCCAAUUCAAAAGAUGAAAGACAUAAAGAUCAACGUAAAGAUUCUAACUCAGGUUCAAACAAACAAUAUACAGAUAAACAUAAAUCUGAUGACAAACGUGAUAAACAUAGAGAGCAUGGUAAUCAGGAGAGAAAACCUAGUAGUUCUAGCAGAGUAUCUGAAAGUAGUGAAGAUAGACAUAGGUCAAAAGAUAGGCAUACAAAACAUAAACAUGAUUCUGAAAAAAGAGAAAGUUCUAGCUCUAGGAAUAAACAUAAAACUGACGAACAUAGAAAACAAAGCACUCAUUCCAAAGACAAACAUAAUUCUGAACAAUCUGAAUAUAAAAGCUCUGCAGAUGUAAAACAGCAAAGCCGGGCAAGUUCUUCUUCAUCUAGGUCUUCUAAAUCUGAUCUUCAUCAAUCUCAUGGUGACAGAAAUUCUGAGCAAAGAAAAGUAUCUAAGGAUGAUAAACAUGUAGCUAAAAACAAAGAGCUUAGUGAUAAACAUAGUGAAAGGCAUAGGGAGAGUGGUGAUAAACAUAGUGAUAAAUAUGGAAAAAGUAGUGAAAAACAUUCGGAUAAGGAAAGAGACCGUUAUGAUAAACAUGACAAACACGGUGGAAAUGGUAAGGAUAAUAAUGAUAAGCAUAGUGGUAGGCAUGGGAAAAGUAGUGAAAAUCAUAGUGCAACUCAUAAAGGUGAUAAUGAUAAACAUAGUGAAAGGCAUGGAAAAAGUAGUGAUACACGUAGUGCAAGUCUUAAAGACAGCAGCAAUAAACAUAGUGAUAGGCAUGGAAAAGGUAGUGAUAAACAUGAUAGUAUGCAAAGAAACAGUAAUGAUAAAAAUAGUGAAAAACACAGGGAAACAAAGAGAGAUGAAAAAAGCAUAGAUAGUUAUGAAAACAAAAAAGAAAAACAUAGUUCAAAGUACAAAGAACAAAAUCAUGCAAUAUAUGAUAAAAUUUCAUCUCACAAAAAUGAAAACAAGGAUUAUAACAAAACUGAAAAGAAAAAUAAAUACGAAAAACAAAGAAAAUUGUCAAGUUCAUCUAAUUCAUCAAGUUCCAGGUCAAGAUCAGUUAGCCAAGAAUCUUUAAGGUCAAGAUCACAUAGUAGGGAUGAAAGUAGGUCAAAUAGUGUAAGUGACUCCUCUUUAAAACAGUUUCAAUCAGUCACAGAUGAGUCUUCAAGUGGAGGGUCGUCUGAUGAAUCCUCAAGGGAGUCAGAAAUUCAUUCGAAGCAUUCAAGUAAGCAUAAUCAUGACUUGGAGGGAAAACACAAACAAAGUACUCAUAAAGAUAAGUCUGCAGAAAGAUUUGAAAAAGAUAGAAAUCAUAAAAGACAGUCAGAGUCAACUGAUGGAAAAUAUGGCCAUAGAGAUAAAGAGAAAAUUAAAACUUCUGAAACUAGAAGGGAUGAAGGUAGAAGUAAGAGUGGAAAAAUGGAGGAGAGAGGGAAUAAAGAGAAGGAAUUGCACUCUGGUAGGAGCGAAAAGCAUUCUGAUAGAAGUAAAGAAAGUCACAGAAAGAGCAGGCAUGAUCUAUAUAAAGAUAAGGAAAAGUAUAGCAGUAAUUCUGAAGAUGAUCAUGAUGACAAACUAGAUGACAGUAAAGCUAAACAUAGGUCUGAAAGGUCUAGUGGACAUUCUGUGAAAGAAUCAAAGGAUAGUAAGAAGUAUUCUGAAACAAAGACUUCAGAUCAUCAUAGGGGUAACACUGACAAAAAUGAUAAAUCUAGAGAAAGCUCAAAGCACUUGGGAAACAUAUCAGAUAAGAAACAACAUGUUAGUAGAAGUAAAGAUGAGCAUAAUAGUGGUAAAGAGAAGGAUGCAAAUUCAGGAAAAUCUCAUAAAAGUUCUGACAUUAAAAGCAGUGAUAGCUCAAAGCAUACAAGUUCUAGUCACAGAAGUGAUUCUAAAGACUCUGAAAGAAGAAACAAGAAUGACAAAUCUGAUGUAGAAAAGAGCUCAGUGCACUCCAGAAGUGAAUCUGGACACAGAAGCUCAAGUAAAAACAAUGCCUCAGAAAGCAUCUGUGAUAAAUCCUCCAAACAUAGUUCAGGGAAUAGUUCAAAACAAAGAAGUGAUAAAGAAUCUAACAGUCUUACUGAACGUAGUUCAUACUCCGAAAAAAGCUCAAAAUAUAGUGAUAGAAACAACUCUCAAUCCAACAAAAGAGAAUCUGAUUCUAGAAAUGACAAAAGCUCAAAGCAUGAAAGGAAAAGAUCAAGAUCUAAUAGUAGCGAAGAAGCUAAACAUGAUAAAAAGCAUGACUUGAAAGGUAAAAAACAUGAGAAACAAAUCGAAGAAAAGAGAUCAAAGUCUAGCGAUCAUAAAUCAAAAUCACAUAAAAGUUCAAGCCAUAAUGAAGAAAGAAAACAUGAUAGAGAUACAAAACAAGAUAGCAUUAAGUCCAAACAUGCAAAGAACUGUAUUGAAAGUGAUGAUGACACUGAAAGUUUAUAUGUUAAUAGUGAAAGUUUACAUCCCAAAGAAAGUAAAACAAACAAAAUAUUUAGUAAACCAGGAGAUGUAGAAAAAAGAUCAAGCUCAAAACAUAAACGUGCAAAGUCAGAAAGUGGUGUAGAAUCAGGUCACCAUUCUGAUAAAACCUCAGGAGAUAAAAAUGAUGAGCAUGACCCGAAAAUUAAAAGCAGGGAUAAAAGCCAUAAAAGUUCACAUAAAGAGAAAACUGAUAGAGAGGACAGACAUUCCAAAAGUCAUAAAACACAUCAUAAACAGGAUGAUAAGAAUGUUUCUGAAGAUAAACAGAAAAAACGUGAUAAAGAAAAACAUAGUAGCUCUAGCUCAAAAAGACACAAGCAUAAACACGAUAAAGACAGGGAUUCCAAAUUACACUCAAAGUCAAGUAAAAAGCCAAGUAUGUCCGAGCCAAUGGAAUUUGAAGAUAUGCUAUGUUUUGAUAAUUCUGAUGCAGUCGUAACAGAAAAUGUUACAAGUCCAAAUAAAACUUUUGAAAAACCAACUAAAGAAGAACUUGAAAAGAAAGCUAAAUAUGAGGAGAUAAGAUCAAAGUUCAAGGUAAAGAAGAAGUGGGAAUCUAAAACAGAAGGGAUGGGUGGAAAAAUUGAAGGUGUAAAGAGAAAAGCUACAGAUGGGCUUGAAGGUCCCGCAAGUAAAAAACAGAUAAGUAAUGAUCUAGCUAGUUACCUCCCCUCUACCCAAGCUCACUACAGGCCUUGGAGAUACCAAGAGAUUCAAGAGAAACCAACUGAAGACAUGGGAAAUUAUCUGAUAUCAAGAAAUAAUACUAGAACAGCUGUGUAUUCUGGGAAAAAGCAAAAUAUGGUGACAGAGAUGCAUUCCCUUCAUGAUCUGUGUAUAAAGGUGUUACAAGAUAAUAUAGACUGCAUUGAUUAUGUAGGUGGAAUACCUUUCUACAUCAUGAAACCUGUACUGGAGAAAUGUAACCCUAAACAACUGUAUGAUUUAGAGGACUAUAACCCACACUUUCUGGAAGAUUCUGAUUGCCUAUGGAAACUACAUUGUGACAGAGAAUUUAAAGGUUUUAAGCCGGAUGAAAUGGAAAGCUGGAGGGAACUGUACCUGAGGAAAAUGGAUGAACGAGAAGAAAAAUUGAAAUCUAUCACAGCUAACAUAACAAAGUCAAUAAAGUCAGCAGCUCCAGUACGGAAAACCCAGUUAGCGUUUAUCGACCAUGUUGCUAAGCCGCCACGUGAAGUACGACGACAGCAGGCAAAGUUUGGAACAUCAAAUGUUAUAAUGAGUGGUGGUGAUGGGAAGAAACACAAGUUUACAGGGGUAGACAUGAUUGCCAUAGGGAGAGCCAAGCAACAAAUGGCUGAACGAGCUAAAAAAGCGCCUCUGAUGCAGAAAACUUUAUCUUUAAUGAAGCAUAGAAGAUGAGAAUGAAGAACAAUGUCUGAUGUUACAUAUAUUUAUAUACAACAAUGCCUCACACUUACUUUGUUACCAUGUAACCGAAUUUAGCCCGUCGUUAUAGCAAUGUUACAUUUCAUGUGUGAGAUCUUACAACAAAUUACCAAAGAAUUACAUGACUGUGUGUUUAUAGUCACAGUGUCAUUGACCGCGGAACUUCGGCUUAGUGAACUGAUAGUGUACAAGUAGUUAACACCUCAUUUUGGUAGCAUAUAAUUUAGUUUCAUUAUAAGCCAGGGACUUUAAAUUGGUUAUGUCAAGUUCUAUGUAGUUUAUGUUAUAAAAAUAUUUUUGAAAUACUCUCAAGGUUUGUAGAGCAUGAUAAAGGUCUUCAAAAAGUUGAUUAGAGGACUUUAAAAGACCAUAAAUUAAUACUGUCCUUAAAAGACCUUUAAAAGUCCUUAAUUCCUAUGUUUGGGGUCUUUUACUCUUUAAAGGAACUUCACUUUUUUUUGUAAUUUUUGUUUGUGCCAUAUAAUGUAGGUCUGAACUAAUAGCUUGUGUUCAAAAUUUCAGAUCAUUCCGCUUCUUUUUUUUUCCAAAAAUAUUAUUUUAAUUCAUGUGGAAAUAACCUGAAACUAAAAAGCAUUUGUAAACACUUAGAGAUCAAAUCAGUUUAAAAUUAGCAAACAAAUAAGAUUUUCAAAUCAAUUCUGAUCGAUCUUUGGUAUAUCUUACUAUUUUAAGUGCCAAAGUUGAUCUAUGUAAAAACUUAUAAGUUAAUGAUUUUAGGCUUUUCGACCUAAGUGGAGUUCCUUUAAAUUAGAUAUAGAAAAAAAAAUGUACAAAAGUUAUUAGUCCUGAGAAAGUUCUUUAAUUUAGAACAAAGUUUUUUCUGUAUGAACCUUGAUAUUUAAUAAAUCAUUAGAGAAAAUCUUAUUGAGAUAAAGGGAGGUAAUUGCUCUCCGGAUGUUGGACAUGUCACUUGGUAUUUUUUGCACCCUAGCAAUGAAAUGACUGAAAAUGACUUAAUUUGAUACUUGUUUGAAUAUGACCUUUGAUUUUAAUUGACAUACAGAAUGCAAAUGCAAUGCUUAAUUUCAAAAAAAAAAAAAAUUUAAACCGAGGCAAGUUUGCUAAUGUGAUAAUUGUUUAAAAUAGGUUAAAAGUGUUUUAACAUCUAAGAUUUUUUGACAGGUUAUAUAUCCUAGGUUAUAUGGUUAAUGUAGACAAUAAUCAUUCAUAAAUGGUCAUAUAACCUGUCAAAAAUAUUUAUAUACAAUCUAUGAUAUUUGAAAUGAAUAUAAAAACUUGUGCAAUGUAAUUUUGACGUUACUAUUAUCUAAUGUUAAUUUUGGCUUCAAAAUUUGAAGUUGUUAUAAAUAUAUUUAUAAAAAAGUCUUUCUUUUGUUGAAAUAGCAUUCCACAUCUACAGAUGUAGGUAAAACUUGUUAAAUUUUGUAGAGGGAAAUUAUAGCUUUAUGUAAGUUUUUAUAUAUUAUAUAUAAACACUAUUGCUGGCUCUUUCAUAAAUUUAUAGGUCUUAAAAAUAAUUGUAUCUGGUCUUAAAAAUGAGUUUACUUGGUCUUAACAAUUAUUGUACUUGGUCUUAAAAAUGAUUGUACCUUGAAAACAAAAUUAUUGACUUCAUUGCAAUAUGAAUGGAGAAGCCUUCAUAUGACAAUGUAACUAUCAGAUAUAUAUAUUUUAGAUUGUAUUUUUUUACUUCUCUUGGAAUAUAAUAUGCUUUUGAAUCUUUGCAGUUUUAGGAUUUUCAAUUAUAUGAUGUACAUGUAUAUCUCACUCCCACCAUUCCUUUAAUUUUAUCAAAGUUUUACAGUUAAGGCUAGGCCAUCUUUUUUUCGGCUUCCAAUACUUUACAUACUAGUAUGAUAACUAGUUUAGACACACAGAAAGCAGUCUUGAUAACAAUUUUAGACAUCUAGGAAGCAGUCUUAUGGUGUGACAUAAAAGUUGUAUUUCUAGGUCUUCGAAAAGGGUUUAAAGGGAUAUGUAUAUGUCCCAAAAUUGACUGUUUUAUAUAUUUGUCACGGGGUUAGGCAUGGGGAAUAUAUGCUUAUAAGACAUAAUUCAUUAGAUUUUUUUUCAAAUUAUAGACAUUGUUGGUCUGCUUGCUGUGAUUAUUUCUGACAACUGUGUUGACAGAAUAUUAUUAUGUUUAUUGAAUUGGUUUAAUUCUUUUUAUAAGAAAUCUACAAACAUUUUAAAUGUCCUAGUUGGCAUCAGUGAUUAUAUUUUUCUAACAGAGUUAUUUGUUUUCAAACUUUUGUACACUUGUUUUUUUUGCAUAUAUUACAAAUAGAAGCUGACCUCAUUGGGUCACAUACGUAAGGACCUUAGCUUAUUGAACAAUUGGUAUGAAUCCCAUGAGCAGUGUUAAGUUUCUUACAAAGAAAUAUUUAUGUAAAUUUGUCAGCAAUCAAGGGAGUAAGAGUGGGUGGGUGGUUCUACUCGGGUGCCUGCUUGUGCCUGAAAUAAUGCAUGAUGGGGCAAGUACCGUAGGUCAUCCUCCAAUAUUAAGCUUGAAGCAGUAUUGAGCCUGGUCAUACUGCAUAGAUGUGUAGGCUCAGACUGCACUCAGUACUCACAGCAAAAGUUGAUACAUUUUUGUCUCAGCAGGAUAUAAAUAAGGAUUAAUUUGGAAAACAAAAAUGAAAUGUUUUGAUAGAUUUAUGAUAAAUUCUCCCAUAUAUUUUUAUUGUUACCACAUUAGAAUAUCUUACAACAAUAAAAAAAAGACCAAGUCUCUAUUGAUUUUUGUCUCUCUGACUUGUACAAAUGGGUGAUGUAACUUUAAAGGCCCAUAAAGCUCUCAGAAAUCACUAUAUUUAAUCUUCUUACAAGAAAGGUUAAAUACAUGAAAUAUGUGUUGAAUUAUGUUUGAUUAUAGAUUUAGAUUUUAAACAACUGAAAAACAGAAGUGUUGAACUUGCAAUAAUGUGGCUUAAAGAAAGCUAAAUGUAAACAAAGUAGUAUUUUGACUUACAUGUAUACGAAAUACAAAAUAUCUAUAACUUCACAAUUUUCCAAACAGCAAAAGAUAGUUCAUUCAUAUCAGGCCAAUGAGUACCUUUUUUGGAAACUGUAACAUGGCACCAAAAAUAAAAUGAUUUUUGUCAGAAAUAUAAAUUAUAGCAUUUUUUGGGCUUAAUGGGCCUUUAUGUUUAAUUUCAGUUAUUAACUUAUUCCAGUGUUAACUUGUCUAACAAGGCACACUGCUAGCUGAUAUAGCUUUAAAAUUAAUAUAAUAUUGAGUUUAUUAAUUAAUUUCAUUUAAUUUAUUUUGUGAAUUAUUUAAGAACUAAAUUAUUUUCAUGCAUGUAAGAAGUGCUUAGUUUAUUGUUGUUAGUAGGAUUUUGUUUGGCUGUUGUUUUCUUUUUUCUUUUCCUUGUUCAAUGUGACUUUCUAAAGGUUUAUAUUAAAUCUUAAAGCAACAUGCCUCCGGAUAAGUAAACAAAUGUAUAAACUGGAAGCAUAGGCCCUAAGUGGUUGAGAUGUCAAACUCUCAACCCAGGGGUUUUUGGUUGAAUACCACUAGGGGCACCGGCAGGUUUUUUAAAAUAAUCAGUCGUAUUUACUGGUUAGUUUGUAAAAAGCAGAUCAGAUCUCCACUUUAACUCUUAGCCUGUUAGUGACAAUGAACUCUACGAUUGUAUCGCAUUGCAAAUGAGCAUUUUUUUCCAUGCCAUCUGAUCAUGGCCUGCACUGUUACCUGUUAAGUCAGUACAUGUACUUAUUUUUGAAUUUUUCCUAAAAAUGAUAAAUGAAAUGAAUGACAGAUGGGCAAGUCCAUUUAAGAUAUCCAGCAUGAUUAAGGUUCAAGGCAUUUCAUUUGAGCAUGUAAAAUGUUUAUAAAUAUUUGUUUUGUUAUUUCUAUGCUAAUGGAUUUUUUUUAUAUUAAAAAAGCAUAACUCUGGAGGUAUGUUGCUUUAAAGACAGUCAUUCUAUAGUAUUAAUACUAUUUAUUAUUUAUGAGUUUUCAUCCACAACUAAUUUCAGCAAUAGAAUACCACUCUUUUUUUCAGCUUUUGUUUCUCUCCCAUGUUUUCAGUUUAAAAUUUGAUAUUUUGGGAACCCAGUGUUAAUAUUUUGUGAAUAUUUUUUUUUUUUUCAGUUUAGAUCAUUUUUGCUUUUAACAGAAUUCGAUUAUUUUUAUAUUCUAAAAUGGAGCAUUUAAAACAGCAUAAAAAGUCAUUUAAUUAAAUGCAUCCACAAAGACUAUAAUUAUAAUGUAACACUUAAUCAAAUUUCUAAAUUGAAAUUUGAUUUAAUAAGAUGAAUUGUUUGGUAGAAAAGACUUGCUUUUGCAAUAAAAAAAAAUUUGUUAACACUAUCUAUUGCUGUACAAUAUUCUUUUCUCUGAGCUAAAUAUGUGUGUGGGUUUUUUUUUUACUAGAACUUUGAAGAACUUGCUAUCAUGUCAUAGUAGACCUUAUAGUCUGGCCAAUUUUUCCUUUUGUUGUACAAGACCAAAUAGAUAGUUCCCAUUUGGUGCUCACAUUGGCAACAAGGGGAGGUAAUGUGUGUCACAUUUUCGUGACCAAAUUUUAGCAGUUUCAAAAUCCCUCAAGGGCAUGAUAAUCUGGUUGUAUACUAACUUGUAUACCAGAUAAUCUGGUUAUAUCAUAAACCUAUAUCAUUUUAAAGUUAUAUUAAGGUAAGAAUUCUUAAAAUCAUGAAUUUGUGGUUCAUCUUUUAGUGUGUAUUACAUAUAUAUGUAGAGAGAGAGGAAAAAUUUGUGUAUCGAAUAUGAUUUGUUUUUUGUUGUUUUUAUUUUUUUUUGUAAGUAAAAAUAUGUAUACAUUCUUUCCCUCUAAAAGUGGUUUCAAGAAAGAAAAAAGCAAGAUGAAUAUUUCAAACUUCACAAAGAUUGGCAUAUCCUUACUGUCACUGUUCAAGACAGAUAACUCUAGCAUGGCUUUUCAUUGAAUUUUCCCCGUAAGUCCAUCAAGUACCAAGAAUAGGUGAGCGAACUGUCAGAUUCCCAUCUCUUGUUUUUAUUUUGAAGGGCUUGAAAGAAUAACAGCAUGUCUUUCUCUGCAUUUUAUUUUGAUAAUUAAAUUGGAGCAUUUUUUUACUUGAAUAUAUUAUAUAUUGCAUGGUUUCUGUGAACUUUACACACAAAAAUACAGAUUUGCAGUGAUAAUUUUGCAUAAACUUUUAUGUAUGUGUUAAAUAUUGUGUUUUUAUAUAAAAAUGGUUGAUUGUUUUAAA